GUUAAGAAGUUCAUUUGUCCUUUCUGCAUUUGGUCACUAAGUCAAUCGCCAUAAAUCAGAUUUGAGCCUCUCGGGCUUCUUGUUUCAACUCAGAAAAAGCAUGGCUCUUGUAGGACAAAACGUGCAGGACGCCUUCGCCGUCCUGGCGAACGAGGCGGCAAUCGACCGCCCCGACCAGCACAAGUGCCGUUUUGUGAAAGGAGUCUGCCAGGCUCGCAUGGGCCUCCUCCUCAUUGGAGUCACUGACUCCGACACUCUUGCCAUUGAAAAGCUCAGAGUGGCCGGGUAACUUCCUUUCCUCAUUUUACACAUUUCUGCGUCGCAAUUCCCUUAGUCAUCCUCUCAACAUCCUAGAUUUCAUAGAGCAGUAGCUUCUCUUGUCACUCAUCGCGGCGCGCGUUACUCAGUUCAUUCAUUUACUCUUCCAGGUGCUUGCACGAAGCAAAGAUGCAUAAGGGCAAAGUUCUCGAGACCGUCACCCGUCACGCCGUUAUCACUCUGUUGCUCGACGGGUACGUCGCCGCCGUCCCGGCCGAUGCCGAGAAUCAAGUUUUGGCUGUCCCGGAGAAUAUCCCCGACGACGUUGUUCACCGCGCGGGUCUCCUCGGUACCAACGUUAUGCACCUGUUCACUACUGAGACCGUGAGAAAAGCCUCUGAUGAUAAUCUGAAAGAGGCAGCUGAGGACACCUACUCCCGCAAGAUGGUGCGACUUGCAGGAGCUGGAGUUGUCGGCGGUCGUACCUACGGUGAGCGCGUCGAGGAUUUUUUCUCUCUCGGCGGCUUUCAGGACGCGAUGGAAUUCUGUCUCGAACGGUAGGCCGUACAUGGUUUGUUGAAAACUUGUUAUCUCUCUGUUACUAAGCUUUAUUCGGCGUUCAGCUUUUCUGAAGAACUAACUUCCGUUCUACUCAUUUCAAUUACACUCAUUCACAGUCUGGAAAAUCGUGAAACCAACAAGAGGAUGGUGGCGCAGGCUGAUGAUUUGAAGGCCAAGCUGGAAAAGGCCAACUCGUCUAACCGAAGCUCACCGUACUCGAAGUCGUCGAGCGUGAGCUCUACACCACAGAAGCCGCGAUACUGCUUCGCGUGGCUGAAGCUGGAAAGACCUCGUCCGGCCAAGUGCACCAACGAGGCGUGCCGCUUUCUGCAUGCGGUGCCACCUCGCUCCGAAUGUGAAGAAAUCAAGAAGUAAUCGAAGGGCUUAUCCCAGUGGGACCUUGUGGCCGAAUUCGGCAAUUAACUUCCUUUCACGUAUUAGACGUUUAGUGCUAAGCAAAAACUUUCUUUUUCUCGUGACUGUCAACAAUCAGCCACAUGCUACAUCUCGAUCUUUCCUCUUCAUUACCAAGAAUGUGAAAUUGUUAGUUUGAACUCAAGUUAGAACCAUCAUCAGCUCAUGUCAGUGUCUGCAAUUUGUUUUCGAUUUAAUCAUUCAAAAGUAAUCAGAUAUUUUAACUCACUCAACGACAAACUGGCUGCCAACUAGCUACUUAGAAUUAGCUCACAUCAUUCGAAGCGAAGUCAUGAAUUGUUGUUAAUUAUAUAUCAAGCAACCACUGCACUUCAACCACGUCGUUGCUUUUGUUCGACUAGUCUUCUCGUACUCAUGCACGCCUCGCAGUUCCAAGAAUCAGCAUAGGUGACAGUAAGAACAUGAGUUGGAGCAUGGGCGCAUUGUCAAGUCCCACUGGGCCGUCCUCUCCACAAUUGAGCAUGUCAAUUAGCUCUCCAGUACGUACUGCGUCUUUUAAGAAAUUACACAUGCAAACGAUUAACCACGUGGGG
Molecule: messenger RNA, 1787 nt
Organism: Amoebophrya sp. A25
Lineage: Eukaryota; Dinophyceae; Syndiniales; Amoebophryaceae
Source: the annotation of a GenBank genome assembly